Pochonia chlamydosporia 170 is the source of this 1422-nucleotide messenger RNA. Its product is annotated as electron transfer protein 1, mitochondrial precursor. The transcript has 2 exons. NCBI's taxonomy places the organism in Eukaryota, Fungi, Ascomycota, Sordariomycetes, Hypocreales, Clavicipitaceae. Gene Ontology annotation, molecular function: oxidoreductase activity, acting on NAD(P)H, heme protein as acceptor. The record is from RefSeq and is a predicted model, not a curated record. Gene Ontology annotation, cellular component: mitochondrial inner membrane. Bases 1 to 1422 code for a protein of 473 amino acids. Gene Ontology annotation, biological process: heme A biosynthetic process.
AUGACGUUAAUUGUUCCUGGAAUGAGGAGGGUAGCCUUGCAGGCUCCCUCCCGGUUCUUCGUCUGCAACCAAUGCCUCCGCCAGACCGUUGCGCCUCAACAACGAUUCGCAUCGCGCGUUCUAAAUGUCGUACGAUCUCGAGGUUUUGCAGAUGCGAAACCCGCGACACCGCUGGGAAGCAUGGCCGACCACGUUGCUUCGCGCUCUACAUCUACGCAGGCUCGCGAGCUUGCCAAAACAGCCUUUCCCAAGACGAAUCCCAAGAGUGUGGCGUAUUGGUUGAUUGGCAGUGCCGUCAGUGUAUUCGGCAUUGUUGUCUGGGGAGGGCUCACGAGGUUGACGGAAUCGGGUCUUAGCAUUACAGAAUGGCGCCCCGUCACCGGUUCACUACCGCCCAUGUCCCAAGAAGACUGGGAGUCCGAGUUCGAAAAAUACCGAGCUUCGCCGGAAUUCAAACUCCUCAACCCGCACAUGACCCUCGAUGAAUUCAAAAAGAUUUACUUUAUGGAAUGGGCACACCGCGUCUGGGGCCGCUUCAUUGGAUUAUCCUUCGUCUUGCCCACCGUGUAUCUCAUUGCCCGUCGAAGAGUCACUACCAAGAUGGCCUUCAACCUCCUCGGUAUAUCUGCGCUCAUCGGCUUCCAAGGUUUCAUCGGCUGGUGGAUGGUCAAGUCCGGCCUGAAAGACGACCUAUUCGCACCCGGCUCCCAUCCUCGCGUCUCUCAAUACCGUCUCACAGCGCAUCUCGCCACCGCAUUCGUCUGCUACUCGUGGAUGCUCCUCUCCGGCCUGGCCAUCCUCCGCACACACCGUCUUCUCGCUGAUCCCAAGGCCGCCAUGAGCGCUCUCCAAGCCCUCAAGAACCCGGCCCUCAAUGCAUUCCGCCGCUCCGUCUUUGCUGUCGCCGGCCUCACCUUUAUCACAAUCAUGUCUGGAGCGCUCGUUGCCGGCCUCGACGCAGGUCUCAUUUACAACGAGUUCCCGAAGAUGGGUCUGGGCCUAACACCACCGAAAGCCGAGCUCUGGGACAAAUUCUACUGCCGCAAAGAAGAUGGCUCGGAUCUCUGGUGGCGCAAUAUGCUCGAGAAUCCUAGCACCGUUCAAAUGGACCAUCGAAUCCUCGCUGUUUCGACAUUCUGCGCCAUCCUGGCUCUUUUCACCUACUCACGCACCGGCCGCGUCGCUGCUGCUUUGCCCAAAGAUGCGAAGAAGGGAGCAACGGGUUUGGUUCACCUGGUUUGCAUGCAGGUUGCGCUUGGUAUCUCCACCUUGAUCUACAUGGUGCCCAUUCCCUUGGCCGCAGCCCAUCAGGCUGGCAGCCUUGCCGUACUGACUGGCGCUCUUGUCUUGGCACAUCGGUUGAAAGUACCUAGGCCAACUUUACGAAUGAUUGAGCAACGACUGAAGCAGCUCAAGCAGUAG